AUGGGAAAUGAUGAUUCUGCCAUUAGAAAUUUCGAGGAUUAUCUGCAUUCUACUUUCCAUAUCAAAGAUUUGGGACCUCCCAAAUAUUUCCUUGGUAUUGAGAUAGCUCGAUCGGACAAAGGAAUAUCACUCAGUCAGCGGAAAUUCGUUUUGGAAAUCAUAUCAGAAGCAGGAUUAUCAGGAUGUAGGCCGGCUGUCAUUCCUAUUGAACAGAAUGUCAAGCUUACAACGCUUGAAUAUGAUACGAGUUUAUCAUCGUCUAAUGAGGAUCCAUUGCUUAAAGACCCAUCAGGAUAUCAGCGACUUGUGGGAAAAUUAAUAUAUCUCACCAUGACUAGACCUGAUAUAUGUUAUGCAGUGCAGAUACUCAGCCAAUUCAUGCAUAGUCCGAAGCAGUCCCAUAUGACAGCAGCAUUGAAGGUUGUAAAGUAUUUGAAGGGAUGCCCAGGACUUGGAAUUCUCUUAUCUUGUGAUUGCAACAUGAAGAUGACAGCUUAUUGUGAUACGGAUUACGCUACUUGCCCGAUGACCAGAAGAUCUAUCACAGGCUUUUGCAUUAAAUUGGGAAGAUCCUUGAUUUCAUGGAAGACAAAGAAGCAAUCAACCGUCUCAUUGUCAUCAGCCGAAUCUGAAUAUCGAGCUAUGGCAAAAACUGUUUGUGAAAUAGUUUGGAUACGGGGUUUGCUUUCGGACCUUGGGGUACAAAUUGAUGGAGCAAGCAAACUAUUUUGUGACAAUGAUGCUGCACUUAAACUAGUAGCAAAUCCAAUCUUUCAUGAAAGGACGAAACAUAUAGAAGUUGAUUGCCACUUCACUCGUGAAAAAAUUCAAGAAGGAACUAUCAUAACUCGAGGAAUUGGAACUGCGGAACAACCUGCAGAUAUUUUCACUAAGCCGUUAUGCCAAAGACAACAUGCAUAUCUGUUGAGCAAGCUUGGCGUCUUCGACAUAUAUAAGCCGUCGGCUUGA
This is a messenger RNA of Syzygium oleosum, 969 nucleotides long. RefSeq lists its product as uncharacterized. The transcript has a single exon. The record is from RefSeq and is a predicted model, not a curated record. Bases 1 to 969 code for a protein of 322 amino acids. Lineage: Eukaryota; Viridiplantae; Streptophyta; Magnoliopsida; Myrtales; Myrtaceae.